GCCUUAUUUGUGAACCCAAGAUGUAGGAACCAGAAGAACGAUGAUCAGACAGGUGAGAAGACAAAAAAAACCCCGGUGUCCGCCUUAAGAAGGUCUGGAAGGAAGCAUUGUGCUGACAGCGAGGAGCCCCGCCCCAACCCGCCCCGCCCCGCCUCGUCGGUGUCGACCGGAGCCUCAGCCCAGUCCGAGGCAGGCAGCAACCGGCGCGUCCCCGCCUACCAAUAGGCAUGCUCGGCUCAAGCUGUGCGCCUGUGCCGCCAUGAGCAGCAACACACCGCCGCGACACGCUUCUCGCCAGUGAUGGGCGGUGCUGAGCAGCAGGUCCCCUAAGGCACCACACCCACCUUUGCCCUCACCUCAGCCAACAUGUACAGCGUGGAGGACCUGCUCAUCUCACACGGAUACAAGCUGCCAAGGAGCGGCCCCCCGUCGGCCGCCCCUUACGACAAGCGGCCGGGCGACUGCCAGCAGGAUCUGAUGGACAACAGGGCGGCGGGCCGGGGGGCCAUCAACGGCUACGAGGCGGAGCGCGGGGCCUCGGUGGCCGGCGGGGUGUACGGCGGCAGGCAGGUGCCGCUGAAGGGUUACCCCGGUGUGGACAACGAGGGCGGCAGCAGGAGGAGGAAGGAGGUCUGCGUCGGUAUCCUAGGCGACGCUCAGCCUCUGGGUGAUUCUCUGGCCACCGAUAGCGGUUUCUACGAUGUCCCGAGUUUGACCUACUCAGAGCCGCUAAGUCAUGAAGAGCGGGACAUUUCGUAUUGGCGAAGGCGAGGCCAAGACUUCAGCAUUCUCCUGGACUAUGCUGACGGCAGGGAGCUGAGGGCAUCUGCGGGCGCGUGGAGACCACAAGCCCUAAUAGCAGCAGAGGAACUCAGGGCAGAGAGGAAAGCGCAGCAGCUGUGGGAGGAAAUUUCUUGGCUGAGGGACCAAGACACCCCUGGUCAGCUGAGGGUGACGGGGGAGCGUAAGUGUCAGAGCCUUGAUACAGAGGAAUGGAGGCCCGCCGUGGGCCUGGGAAGGCAGUUGUCGGACGGUGAUGGGGAGAGGUGGACUCAGGACCAUUAUCGCCUGAGGACACCUGAGGGCUUUUUUAACCCUAGAUCAAAAGCAAAGUCUCAGUCUCUUCCUAGAGUUUUGUCGCCUGAUGGCACACACAGCAGAGAGCUUAUUCCCUUCAGACCAAGCAUACCCGACAGACAACCAAGGCUAAACAGCACUGUUUUCUCUGGGCCCUAUAGUAGGUAUAUAUAUAGUGGUGGCAGGGACCGAUGGGGAAGGAAUUCCGGCCCAAGCAGCCAUGUUGCACUUUUACCAAAGCCCAGGUUCAGCAGGCCUGUAAAGCCUCCGUCAUAUGAGAUUCACCAGCAGACGAGGGGUAGUGCAGAGAUGCUUGCUAUAGACCAGGGUCUUAAUCUAAGAGAAAGACCUAUCUUUUAUUCAAGGGGUGGGGACUUGCGACAUGACUAUUUUGCACAACAUUCUCUCACUGGUAUGGAGCCCCCUGGCUACAUCCCGCCUCCUUCUUAUAAAAGAGUCCUGCCCCCAAGAAGUCUUUCAAUCAAUCGCAAUGAAAUGGUCAGCUUUAGGUGGAGAGCAGACUCUUUGCAGCCCAGCUCAGAUCCUGGAAGGUGGCUAACGAGGCAGACAGGAGAUUCAUGGCUGGAACAUUAUGGAGAUCGUGGGACGUCCUAUCGAAAGCAGGUACCUUCUGUACAUGAAGAGCAACCGAAUCAGGCUCGCCCACUACCCACAGAAGAAGCACGAGUUAAGCAAAUCUCAGGUGGGCCCGGCGGAAAUUCUCUAACUGACUCAGACAAGAUCCGCAACAUCAACAAAGAGAUUCCGUCUUCUAAGAAUUUAGGACAAUCUACACAUGAUAGUGCCUUUCCUCCCCAGCAGGGGCAGGCUCUGAACACUGUUCGAAAAACGGCAACGCUUACUGAAAAUGAAAGUAGUAGUAAUCGAUGGUGCAAUAGGGGACUAAACAAAAAAAGUGAGAGUGUAGGUCCAGAACAAAGUCGUAGUCAAUUUUUUCCAUCAUCUAUUCUUGGUAAACCACCGCCCCCCCCGUGCAAACCACCUGACGAGGCUGUUUCUGAAACCGUCGUAGAAGGGAAGAAAGUAGAACAGUCUGAACCACCUGAGAAGGACAAGUCAAAGAAUUUAAAAAAACGACUUAGUGAAACCAUUUUUUGUUUGGUUUCUGUCCCUGUCACCCCUCAGCUCACUGGUACGAUCCGUGAUCAGAAUAACAACAAUGAGAAGUCACCAGACCCAGCUGACAGUCCUAGCGAAAACAAAACUGGCCAUUUAACGAACCAAAGUCUCCAAAGCACAUCGUCAGCUGAGGCCGAGCUGCAAGCACUCACUGGUAGCAUAGCGAGUAGCAAAACCAGCAGCCGAGCAAGCAGUAAAAUGUUCAAGAAAUUACCCUGUAGACCUCCUAAAAUAAACCAUUACAAGGAGUUGAAAUUGUCAGGAUCAUGGCCUGCAAAUCAAUACCGCGACCAAGAGACACAAACUAGCCCAGAGGUUCAAAAACCUGCCCCUGAAAACAAGGAAGCACAAGAAGACCCGGUUCCUGCUGCUACCGAGGUCCCUGCUGAUGGUGGCAAUGUAGUGGGCACGGCCUUCAGUUUCCCAAUAAAGGGAGUGAAGAGCCUAAAACUUUCAAGCAACAGCGCCUUUUCCCUGACCACACCAUUCUCCAACCAGCUGAACAAGAGCACAGCUCAGUCGCCAGCAGUACCAGCCUCAGGAAAUAUUGAGUCCAAACCAGAAGCAAGUGGUGGGCAGGAGAUUUUUGAAGUUCCUGAGUUCCUGUUGAAACCGAUAGUCAGUCAGCGACCAUGGGAUGCUGUCAAAGAGCUGGAGGCCAUUCAGAAAGAAGUCCAGGAUCAGCAACAGCCUGAGAGCAGCAAACAACCCAGUGUUGACAAGUGUAUUGAGGACCUCAACGAGGCCUAUAAAGACAUCUUGGAGCUUGGUGCUGCCAGCAAUAAAGUCCCCGAUGGCUCUGUUCAAAUCCCAGAUCGUAUCAAAAUCCGACUGACGUCCCAGCCUCUCAACAAACCUAGUAGCCUUAGGCGCAGCGCAGUGAGCUGGUCUGUUGAUCCAGACUACAGGGAAGUCAAGAGCGCCUUCUCCAGGCCUGCAACAAAGUCAGUUACGUUCAGUAAGCAGCUUAGGGAGGAGCUCCCUGUGCCACCUCGGGAGUCAGGCUUUAGAGAGUACAGGGUUGUUCCGCAUCUUUCGCGUAGACGUAGCAAUGACGGCAGGACGGUAAAACUGGACCUGCCAGAUGAACCCAUUGAGACGCCGCUUUGCGACUUCAGCCCAACAACACGCACAGCGGCAGCAGAGGUGCCAUGGGCAGACAGACAGCCCAUGCAGGAUGCCUCCACGCUCACAAGUCCUCCGGACUAUGAGGACAUAUGCCAGGCUUUGCGGCAGCCUCAGAAUUCAGGGGAAGCCAACGACCAAGCUCCUCCGCAAGACCUGGAUUUAGAGGAAGAAUGUCCUAUUUGCAAAAGGGAGAUGGAGAACCAGUUGAGACAAGGACCACUGCCUCCACUCCAUGAGGAGAAUAGCUCGGAUAGCUCAGUUAAUCCAAACGGUAGUCCACCACAGCGUGCCGCAGUGCAAAGUCCUUCAGAGGUAACAGAAAGGAAUCAGAAAACCCUUAACUCAAGUUUAAACCUGACAGGGUCCGAAUUGAUAACAGGAGAAGGGAGCAAGAAGCAGGAUUCAUCAACACAAGACAAUUUAGACAGUGUUGAAAAAAAAGACAAUGCUUUGACAGCCAAUGCUGAUGAAUCCACAAUGUUAGUGACUGAUGGGCCGGCAAAGGAACAUGCUUUUUCGGAGGAGGGACAGAAAGAAUCCAUUGAGGGUAAAGCAUCAGAAUGUUUCGAAACUGAAGGUGAACAAGGACGUGAGGUUCAAUCCAACAUAAUGUCUGACGACAAGCAGGAGCCAGACAGGAAGCCAUUUGCUGUCCCAGAACACAGACUUGUUCUAUGGACCCAUCCAGGACGAGACCACCCAGGGUUGCCUGAGUUUCCGCCUGAGAGACUACCACUUUCAGUCGUCCCAAACCUAGACCGCAGGCUGUCUCUGAGCUUGGAGGGGGAGAAGAAGAGCAAGCCUCCCCCUGAUCAAAUCGAAGCGUUGCAAAAUAAGCUAGCUAUUUCCCCAGGACGGGUGGCAGUGGAACGACUGGGCAGAAUGCGGGAGGUGGAUGUCAUGUAUCGCAUGAGGCGUCUCAGCAUCAGGAGUACUGACUCUGGGGAGGGAGAGGGAGAGGCCGAUGGAGACGGUGAGGACUCCUAUAAUGUCUUUGCCGGUUCUCAGAGAGGCGAAGAGAACAAGGAGGUCACCCAAACUCACGAGGACUCUGAUAAAACUGCACCGCAACAUGACAAGUCUUCUUUCAGAACGCUGUGACUCCGAGCCCCUACCCCCCCAGCGGAGACAGUGUAAAAAGACGGCGUCCAUUGUGUCCAUCUUGAGGUUUAGCGCUCCAACACUGUGAACUGGCUGCCUAACUAGAAUGCCUUCAUCUCAUCUUGACACUGAAAUGGCCUUCUUGUCCGACGAGAGCAUUGUGUAACACCCUCACCCUCGGCUUGACUUCUAAGAGUGCUGUUCCACUGCCAAAGGGAGGUGCAACUUCUAAAAGAACCCCUACCCCGUCAUUAUCAAGCAUGGUGGUGACUUCCUCUCUUCCCCGUGCUUUUUUUCUUGGUUGGCAGACAUUUAUGCAACUCAUCCGAGCUUACCGGCGAACACACUCCUUGGUUUCAGGCGAGCCGCGCGUUAUGAAUGUAGACUUUAUUUCGAGGCUUUUUCUUACUAUUAUUUGCUGGGUUGAAAAGCGACACCAAAACAAAGCUGCGCGGGUUGCGUCGGCGGCGGUUUCAGAACCAUCGCGCUCCGGCUCGAGAACUGUUUCGAUUCUUCUUUUUUUCACGAUCUCUUGGCCUUUUCUUUCCGGGUUGCUUUUGAACACAAAGCUUAGCCGAGCUAGACUGGGAUAAGCGAAGCUAAUCGCGCGAUCGUCCGCCCACUGACCCCGCUCCGCAGUGCACCGGUUGCCUUUUUUUCAGGUGAAGUCGGUCCUACCUGAUCUGUCCCACCCACCCAGCUCCCGUCCGGGUACCUUUCAGGAAGCAAUAAAAGGUUGAAGGCUCCAUUGCGCUCUUUCCAGACAGGAAAGAGGAGCUGGAGCAAUGUUGUUGUAUAAAUAAGCUGAGUGCUACCUGUGGGAGUGGUCUUAAUGUGUCAUGUGAUCAUCCUACAGGGACGUGGUGUCAGGGUAUUUGGGGUGCUGCUUUACUUCUUCUACAUGGUAGACAUCUAUCUUCAUGCAUUGCGGUUCGCUGAGUAUUUAUUUUUACUAUCAUGGCCUUGUUAAUCCAUUCGCAUAAUGUAUGUAAAAAAAAAAAAGGGAAAAAAAAAAAAAGAGUCUAUUUUAAAAUAUUUUAAAAAGUAUUUUGUAUUUUAGCCAUAAGAUUUUAUUUGUCCAUUGAAAUGAAAGUAGAUUCAAAUCAUAUUGAGAGUAUACUUCGUUUUCUAGGGCUUUAAAGAUGAGAAAGACACGCGAGCGGACAGACGGCGCGGCGUGCCUUCGCCACAGUUCGGGGGGAUAAUGUGCGACCGGCCAGGUGUCGAGGAUUUUUGUCACGUUUCCGUCCCGGCCAUGAUUAGUGUGUUUUGUGUCACGUCCUCGUCUUGUUUUUCAGCUCACACGCUCGACGCUUCUGUUUUUGGCCGGAAAAACCCCCAAAAACAUG
Molecule: messenger RNA, 5795 nt
Organism: Nerophis ophidion (straightnose pipefish)
Lineage: Eukaryota; Metazoa; Chordata; Actinopteri; Syngnathiformes; Syngnathidae
Product: junctional cadherin 5-associated protein
Exons: 5
Coding region: 367-4446 (1359 amino acids)
Biological process (GO): positive regulation of blood vessel endothelial cell proliferation involved in sprouting angiogenesis
Cellular component (GO): adherens junction; ruffle membrane
Source: RefSeq, a predicted model, not a curated record